GAGAGAGAGAGAGAGGAGGGGGGCGAAGGGGGGGGGGCGAUACAGGAGGCGAGCCUGCGAUGUGCAACCCGACCACUUUUCUGCACACUCUGCCCGGCUGGUGAGCUUUUGGCACCGGCGUGCGCCGAGCAGGCGGAUCAAGUUGCCACAAACAACGGCGCCUUGGAAUUGCUUUGGAAUUCGCUCGUGCGCGGGAACGCGGCGGCAGCGCCGGCGGAGUCGGAUUCUACCACAUCUGUGGGCGAACUGCAUCCCCCCCCCCCCUCUCCUCCACCUCCUCUUUGCUCUGCUCUUGACGACGUCGCCCGGCGGAUGAUCUCAUUCCGUCAAGUCAUUGUGGAAAAGGUCACGGCUUGUUUGUGCUUUUCGCAAGUGGCAACCAGACGACUUGUCUUUCUCAAAGUUUCUCGCCGCUGCAGAACCGCGCGGCGGAUUAGUCUGGGACGUCGGCGUUUGCGGUCUUGCCGCCAGCUGGAUUGCCGAGCGCUCGCCAGUCGGAUUUGGGAGUUCUUCAACACCCCCCCAGCGCCCACCCCCGUUCCUCUUCGCAGUCAUAGCACCGAAGCAAGGUCGGGUGAAAUGAGUUUGCAUGCUUGAAAGGGAGCGACAUCUGCCGCCGCCUCUCCCGAUGGGAAGCAUGAACUUUACCUGAUGCCGCUGACUGCGGUGCUUGCGGGCUUUUGAGGCGAUAUGCAGGACUUUCUGCUGGACCGGCGGAGGAGCCGACUCGCAACAAGAGACUCUGGCCAUUGAAUGUUUCCCCCAGAGCCAUCUCCCGGACCACCAGCGGCACCCCGGCCCAUCAGCGGCGGCAGCGCCUUUCAUCAUCUCCGAUGGCUCGAUGGCCCGCGUUCAGCCUGGGCCUCCUCUGCUGGCUUUGUUUACGGUGGGCGGGAGCAGCGGCGGCGACGGCGGAGUCGUCGCCAAACGACAAGCCCGGCGGCGGCCCCUUGGACUGGCUGCUAUCCGACAAGGGGCCCUUCCACCACUCUCCCGAGUACGUCGACUUUGUGGAGAAGAACAGACAAGGCUUCUCCACCAGAUACAAGAUAUACAGGCGAUUCGGAAGAUGGAAGGUGAACAAUUUGGCGUCAGAAAGAAGAGAUCUCUCGCAAUCGCCGUUACCUUUGACGCCCGAGUUCAUCAGGAACACUCGCCUGCUCGGCCGCAGGCCCAGCGCCCGGAUGAUCACCGAGAACCUGAUCAAGAAAUAUGGCACUCACUUCCUGUUGUCCGCUACACUUGGAGGGGAGGAAGCCUUGACGAUAUUCGUGGACAAGCGGAAACUCAGUCGCAAAGGAGACGCGAGCGAUUACGCGGCCAAUUCGUCGACGGUCAGUCUGGAAGCUCUGCACCAGCUGGCCGCGUCCUACUUCAUUGACAGGGAGAGCACGCUGCGCAAGCUGCAUCACAUCCAGAUCGCCUCCACUGCCAUCAAGGUGACCGAAACGCGCACUGGUCCCCUUGGAUGCAGUAACUAUGACAACCUUGACUCCGUUAGCUCAGUACUGGUCCAGAGCCCUGAAAACAAGGUCCAGCUGCAAGGUUUGCAAAUCCUCCUUCCCGACUACUUGCGAGAAGGCUUCGUGCGAGCGGCUCUCAGCUACAUCGCCUGCAACGGCGAAGGCGACUUUGUCUGCAAGGACGACGACUGCUGGUGCGGCUGCGACGCCAAGUUCCCGCAGUGCAACUGCCCGUACGCGGACAUCCGAGCCAUGGAGGAGAGCCUGGAGAGGAUCACGCAGACCUGGGAGCGCCUUUACAAAGAUUUUGAAGAAUCAGAUGAAUUCAAAGCCUUCCACGGCGCGCUGCCCCAAAAGCAUUUCCUGAACGUCUCGGCCAUCCGCCACCUGUGGUCUCUCGACGCUUUGCUCCACGGGCGCUACGAGCAGUUGGAGAGCAGCACGCGCGCCGCGGCCAAGCGCGCCCAGAGAGUCGUCUCCAAGCUUUUCGCUUUAAGUAAAAGAUGUCGCCGGCAGCCGCAGGUUCGAUUCCCGAGAGAGAGGUCUCAGUCCUACUGGCUGAGUCGUUUGCAGUCCCUCCUGUAUUGUUCCGACAACAACCAGCUGGGCGCGUUCUCCGAGGAGCUCCGCAGCUGCAGCUGCCGAUACCAACACGUGCCCUGCCAGCUCCCUCCGCCCUGCGUCGUCGGCGAAGGCUCAGCUUGCGCAGAGUGCGCGCCGGACAACAACACCCGAUGCGGGGGUUGCAACCGCGGCUUCGCCCUGGUACAGGGCGCCUGUAAGCCGGCGGUGGCGGACUCCACCGAAAACUACCUGGGCUUUGAGACGGACCUCCAAGAUUUGGAAUUGGGCUACCUUCUGCAGAGAGCCGAUCGUCGGCUGGAGGUCCACGCCAUUUUCAUCAGCAACGACAUGCGUCUCAACAGCUGGUUUGACCCGUCGUGGAGGAAGAGGAUGCUGCUGACCCUGAAGAGUAACAAGUACAAAGGCAACAUGGUGCACAUGCUGCUGGGAAUCUCUCUUCAGGUUUGCCUGACCAAGAACAGCACCUUGGAGCCCGCUUUUACCCUCUACGUCAAUCCCUUCGGCGGGAGCCAUUCGGAGAGCUGGUCGGUCCCCGCCAGCGAGAACCACUUUCCCGCCUGGCGGGCCACAAAGCUGGACCUGCCCUUCGAGUGCUACAACUGGACUCUGACGCUCGGGAACAAGUGGAAGACCUUCUUCGAAACCAUCCACGUCUACCUGCGCAGCAGGAUAACCGCGGCCAACGGGGCCAACGACACGGCGUAUUACGAGCCGCCGGAGAUGGCGGAUCCCGGGCGCAAUCUGGGCUACAUGAAAAUCAACGGCAUCCAAGUCUUUGGUUACAGUAUGCACUUUGACCCGGAGGCUAUCCGGGACUUGAUCCUGCAACUGGACUACCCUUACACCCAAGGGUCCCAGGACACGGCGACGCUGCAGCUCUUGGAAAUACGCGAUCGGGUCAACCGGCUGUCGCCGCGCGCUCAGCCCAGGUUGGACUUGUUCGCCUGCCUUCUCCGACACCGACUGAAACUGACCGCCGGCGAGGUCGCUCGCAUCCACGCCUCCUUGGAGGCCUUCAGCGCCCGCCUGCCCAAUUCCGCGGACUACGAAACGGCGAAGCUUUGCAGUUAACGGCCGCUCGGAGUUGUUUCUUGACUGGCGUUGCCCCUCUUUGAACAGAUGUGGCGCGUGGCCUUCGAAAACUCCACUCUGGAGACUCCCCGGUCACGAAAAUAUCAAAGGAAUCGUGUGAAUUGGCGCCAGAAGGCAUCGAGCGCGGUACCGUGCAAGCGCAGUCGGAAUUCUGAUUGGAGAAAUCAAGAGGCAAACCGAAGCGCUCUCUCCGUUUGACGGUCAGCACCGAGCCCAGUGAAUGGACAGAAACGGAUUCCUGAUCAAAUGUCGCAAUUUGUUAGUUUGUCUUUUUUUUUUUUUGAUAUGUCCCUUUUGCUUCAGUCACAGUGCCCUUGCCAUGAACCCCCAGAAUGCAGAGGUGUCCCUAUUUUGGAGAUCGAUUGAUAUUAAAACACACGUAACAGAAAGCGGCCGGCGGACUGAUUUUUCCCAAACCGCUUAUCUCGUUGUCGUCAUCUGAUUUUAAACGGCACUCAAAAACG
Hippocampus zosterae (dwarf seahorse) is the source of this 3604-nucleotide messenger RNA. Its product is annotated as BMP/retinoic acid-inducible neural-specific protein 3-like. Lineage: Eukaryota; Metazoa; Chordata; Actinopteri; Syngnathiformes; Syngnathidae. The transcript is spliced from 9 exons. The record is from RefSeq and is a predicted model, not a curated record. Gene Ontology annotation, biological process: negative regulation of mitotic cell cycle; positive regulation of neuron differentiation. Bases 834 to 3119 code for a protein of 761 amino acids.